Messenger RNA from Lachancea dasiensis, 1299 nucleotides. Lineage: Eukaryota; Fungi; Ascomycota; Saccharomycetes; Saccharomycetales; Saccharomycetaceae. The record is from the annotation of a GenBank genome assembly.
AUGGCCUCUGUCGAUCGUCAAAACCUCUCUGAAGAAUAUGAUCGACACCAUGGUGAAGAAAUAUACCUUGAGAAUGCGCCAUUAUUGGAAAAAUUGAAAGAUCUGAGUUAUGUAACUUUCAUGUUGAUUGGGGUGGCAUUGCUGUGGCCAUGGAACAGUUUUUUGAGUGCUUCACUCUACUUCCAGCAUGAUGUUUUUCAUGAUGACACUAUUUAUGCCAGGACAUAUAUAAGCACCAUGAUGACUAUAUCUACUACAUCAUCUGUUAUGUUCAACCUUUGGCUCUCGAAGAGACAGCACAGCUAUGCGGAAAGAGUUGUCAGAGGGCUUAUUUGGGAAGUGGUCGUGUUUGGAUUACUUGCCGUUUUUGUUUUAGUCCGUAAGGUCUUCCCUGACUGGCUAAACUUUUUGUUUUUGAUGACAAUGGUGUUAAUUAGUUCUUGCGGAACAGCCAUGACCCAAAAUGGUGCCAUGGCUCUGGCCAACGUCUUUGGGCCUCAGUUCAGUCAAAGUGUGAUGAUGGGCCAGGCUGUAGCUGGUGUACUGCCAUCUCUCGUACUCUUCGGAGUUUCCUUCAUUGGGGACCCUCGCAAUCAAAGCGUUGGUGGCAUUUUCGCGUAUUUUUGCACCACGAUUGCUGUCUCUGCCAGUUGCAUUGUCCUAUAUCGUAUCAGUGGUAUCGGAAGCGCAGACAAGCGGGAACUGCUGCUAAACGAACAAACUGACGACAUCGAGGAUAACACCGUAUCGUUUGCAGUACUGUUCCAAAAGCUAAAGUAUUUGGUUUUGUCCAUUUUCACUACCUUUAUCGUUACGCUCCUGUUCCCGGUUUUUGCUGCCAACACGUUCGUAAUGGGACUACCAAUGCACAAUGCCCAAUACAUCCCAUUUAUCUUCACAGUAUGGAAUCUGGGAGACCUUUAUGGGAGAGCAAUUUCAGACUACCCUGUUUUUCAAUCCGCAAACUUUACGCCGUUUAAGACGUUCUUGUAUUCUAUUGCUAGGGCCGGACUUGUCCCUUUAUUUUUCUGUUUUAAUUUGAACGAUAGCAGAAAGCCCUCCGGGUCGGUUCUGUCCGAUUUUGGCUACAUUUUGCUGCAAUUUUUGUUUGGGGUGACCAAUGGCAAUGUCCUUUCAAUAAGCUUCAUGAAGGUGAGUCCCCAGCUUAGCUCAGACAAAGAACGCAAAGCCGCAGGCGGUUUCACGAACAUCUUUCUGUCUUCAGGGCUGGCUUGCGGCAGUCUAGUAAGCUACGUGUUUGUGUAUAUCGUAAGCACAAUUGAAAUGGGGCGUCCAUAA